GGGAAAAGAGAAAACAAGAAGAAGGAGAAGAAGAAGAAGAAACCCCCAAGACCACGCGGAUCCGUGACGCCUCCGACCGAACCGAACCCGUGCCCACGAGCGGUGAUGGGACUUCAUCCCGCAUUCAUCAAUCCAGGGACCUCGCUCGUUCCCGAUCACACAGCAACCCCGGCGGCCCGCCCUGCAAAGGCCAAAAAGAAGAAGAAAGCAGAAACGCCGUUACUCGAAAAAGGCAAGGUUCCGGACGGGGAGAGAUCCCGUCUCGACCUUCGCGGCCCACGGGAACAUGGAACAUAAGAGAAGAAGAAGGAGGAGGAGGACCGACAUCCCGCGGCGAUCUACGCGGCAGCUCCUUUUCGGGGACGAGAGGGGAUUUUCUCCCCUUUCGGCGUCGAGAGCAGAGGAGAAGAUGUCCCUUCUGGUCCGGUCGGGCCCCCUCGAGGGCCGUGGGGUCGGCGGCGUGACGGGAGCGUCUCCGCCCGACCAUCGCUCAUCGCGCCUGCACGCUUCAGAUCCUCCCGCUGAGGACCUCUUCGAUGCCGCCGAGCGCGGGUCCGAAACGCGGUCGAGGCUCGAUGAGGGAGAAGAUGAGUUCCUCGGAGAGCAGGGACCGCUCCUCGUCCUGCUCGAUCUCCAUGAUGCUCUUCUUCCGCCGGAUGAGGUAGCGGCUGGAGGAGUCGACGCUGCCGUUCCGGCUGCCGCUGCUGGCGCCGAUGGAGAGCGAGGAGAGGUUCUGGCUGAGCGUCAGGCCCGGGAAGUGGUGGCCCGCGGCGCUGCUGAUGCUGCUGAGGGGCGAGGUGAUGAAAGACGUCGAGGGGGAGACGCCCGUGGGUGAGGAUGUGUGCGGGAUGGCGAAAAAGGACGUCCGUAGGCGUUGGAGGGAGUCCCGGGUGGAAGUCGUGGGUUGGGAGGGCGAGAAGGGCGAUGGGCUUGUCGUGCUCGAAGCCAUUUUGUCUUUGAUGGUUGGUUCUCUUGCUU
Molecule: messenger RNA, 978 nt
Organism: Dissoconium aciculare CBS 342.82
Lineage: Eukaryota; Fungi; Ascomycota; Dothideomycetes; Mycosphaerellales; Dissoconiaceae
Exons: 1
Coding region: 287-835 (182 amino acids)
Source: RefSeq, a predicted model, not a curated record